AUUACUCGCUGGAUCACAGUCAGGGAAGUGCAGUUGUCAUAAAGGCUGCCGUGCUCCUUGAAGAGGUCAUUCCCGGUGAUUCGCUUAAAGACCUGCCAUCAAGUUUGAUCGUCCCACCCCAAGCGUUUUUAAACCGCUUCGAGUGACAUCAAUCAUCGUUUUAUAUGCCGCGCACGUACGAGCGAGAGUUUCUGCCAAUCAUUAACCAGGAAUUGACUGAUUGCGCUUGAUAUUCAUCUGGCGACAGGGCGAGCCACCUGGCACUUGCACAGAGAGAAGACAUGGGGACUGAAGGCAAGGUGAUCAGGUGCAAGGCGGCGGUGGCUUGGGAGCCGCGGACGGCGCUGUCGAUCGAAGAGGUGGAGGUGGCCCCGCCCAAAGCCCACGAGGUCCGCAUCAAGAUCGUGGCCACCGGGGUUUGCCACACUGACUUGGCCGUCCUGAGGGAAACGUCGCUGCCGCAAGGCGGAAUGCACUCCUUCCCCGUCGUCCUGGGGCACGAGGGAGCGGCCGUCGUGGAGAGCGUCGGCCCCGGAGUCUCCAAAUUCUCCAAAGGGGACACAGUCAUCCCUCUGUUCGCGGCUCAGUGCGGAGAGUGCGAAUACUGCCAGAGCCCGAAAACGAACAUGUGCAAGACAAACUGGGACCAGACCGUGAAGGGGGUACUGCCGGACGGGACGAGCCGGAUCACCUGUCGAGGGAAAGAGAUUCACCAGCUGUUCGCCCUGGGCACGUUCUCGGAGUACACGGUCGUCUCGGACAUCGCGCUGGCCAAAAUACGAAAGGACGCUCCCCUGGAGAAGGUCUGCCUGCUGGGGUGCGGGAUCUCCACGGGUUACGGAGCCGCCAUAAACUCCGCCAAGGUGGAGCCUGGCUCUACGUGCGCGGUGUUCGGUUUGGGGGCCGUGGGUUUGGCGGCGGUGAUGGGCUGUAAAGCGGCGGGAGCUUCCAGGAUCUUCGCUGUGGACCUCAACAAGGACAAGUUCCCCAAGGCCCAAGUGUUUGGGGCGACCGACUUCGUGAACCCCAAGGACCACGACAAGCCCAUCAGCCAGGUGCUGGCGGAGAUGACCGACGGAGGGGUGGACUUCGCCUUGGAGUGUGUCGGCAACGUGGACGUGAUGAGAGCUGCUCUGGACUCCUGUCGUAGCGCCUGGGGGACCUGUGUGAUCUUGGGGUACGUUCAGGAGAAGGAUAUGUCCGUGCCCCCCAUGAGCCUCCUGCUGGGCCGUACCCUGAAGGGAACCUUUUUUGGUGGGUGGAAGAGUGUGGACAGCGUGCCCAAGCUGGUCGAUGACUACAUGAACAAGAAGCUGAAGGUGGAUGAGUUUGUGACCCACAACCUUUCCCUGGAAAAGGUCAAUGAGGCUUUCGACCUCAUGACAAGUGGGAAAAGCAUUCGAACGGUCCUGAAAAUGGCCUGAUUGGAGAGGCAGGCUGAAGGCGGGACACGGUGACACAACUUCUCCGACACCUCCCCAAUGACCCUGACAUGUAUGAAGCACCAACGAGAUGCAUGAAGUCAACUGGCAGUUCAGCCUUAUGGAUGAUUAUGGCAAAUUUUACAUGGAUGAUUAUGACCUGGUUAAAAUGGAUGAUUAUGACCAGUAAUUAUAUGCAUAAUCUGUUUAAUAUGUAUAAUCAUGGGCAGUUUAAUAGCAUGAUUUUUUUCAAGUAUUAAACAUACUGUACGCCAAUUUCUGUGAAUCACUGAAAUAUCUUUUCAGAUUAAUCUUCAAAAAGGAUUUUUAAAAUACAUCCUAUAAAUUGUGUCCUCACAACAAAAUUGAACAAAUUUGAAUUUCUUGACAUUCAGCCUAUUUUACAUUCAGUAUACGACUAUGCAAUUAUGUGUUAAAUUCUGUGGCAAUAUAUUUCAUGGGAAUAAUGGUUUAUCCAUUGGUGUGUUUCUGUGUUCGCAUGUCUCUGAGGACAAUAAAGCAGGUAAAUUCAAACCUUGU
Anguilla anguilla (European eel) is the source of this 1961-nucleotide messenger RNA. RefSeq names its product alcohol dehydrogenase class-3-like. Gene Ontology annotation, biological process: formaldehyde catabolic process. Gene Ontology annotation, cellular component: cytosol. Bases 282 to 1424 code for a protein of 380 amino acids. Gene Ontology annotation, molecular function: zinc ion binding; S-(hydroxymethyl)glutathione dehydrogenase [NAD(P)+] activity. The transcript has 9 exons. The record is from RefSeq and is a predicted model, not a curated record. NCBI's taxonomy places the organism in Eukaryota, Metazoa, Chordata, Actinopteri, Anguilliformes, Anguillidae.